Messenger RNA from Cyclocybe aegerita, 861 nucleotides. Lineage: Eukaryota; Fungi; Basidiomycota; Agaricomycetes; Agaricales; Hemipholiotaceae. The record is from the annotation of a GenBank genome assembly.
AUGUCGACUGUCUACAAUAUCGGGCCCACCUGGAAAGGGUUCCAAUCCAUCCGUCGACUUGUGAUCUUUGGCGACUCUUAUAGUUCAGUAGAACGUAUGCUCGGAAACGAUGGCGAACCAUCCGCAUCCCAGCCUCUCGGUGUUCCAUUUCCUGGAUUUACCUACAACGAAGUUGGGCAACCUAACUGGGUCGGGCACCUCAUCACAAAAUAUUGCCCUGAGCCUCGGUACAUCCCAACUGCUGCACAGCAAACUGAGGCCUGGAAUAGAUCUCCACUGCUAGUGUAUGACUACGCUGAAGGGGGCUCAACUGUCCCUCGCGUCUGCCACCAGAUCGAGAAAGGAUUUUUGCAAGAGAGAGCGGCGAAGCCAAGUUGGACGAGUUGGGCACCCCAAGAAACACUGUUCGUGACAUGGGUUGGCAUUAAUGAUCUCGCUUUUACAUUACAGCCUGGGGUUCUCGCUAAGUUGUUUGAAUACCAAGAAAUGCUCUACACUGCAGGUGCAAGGAAUUUCCUGUUCUUCGAUGUGCCGACUAUCCACCUCAGUCCCGCAGUCCCUGUGUCUAGGGAACAGCAAACUCUGGUAAAAUUCGAGGGUUGGAAUGCACAUCUGCAGACCGAAGUCAAGAAAUUCUCGGAGAGCCAUUCAGAUGCCAGCGUCUUCAUCUUCUCGUCUUUCAGGGCUUUCGAAGUGCUCUUUGAGAACCUUGAGAUUUUUGGCUUCAAUGUCCAAGAUGGCAAGCGUCGUGCAGGAAGCGUUUGGAUGGACCAUCUCCACCCCAGAAGCAAAGUCCAUGACCAUAUUGCCCAGAGUGUGGCUACCUUCCUCGCUGAAAUACCAUCUAGUUCCACAUCUUGA